GACCGCGAGGAGGGUCGUUUGAAUUCCAGCGGUUUUUCGGGAAUCGUAUUUCGCGAGAAACCUUAACCUAUUUCGCGUUACGCUUCGCUUCUAGGUCCCCGUUGGCGGGAGUCAUAAUCGUUGCUCGUUACUAACACACUCGUGACUUGGCUUCUGCAGCGAGCCGUGAAAUUGACCUCCAAGUUAAAACUUUCCAAACAUCUGUUACAAAUAUUCGAAUUGCCAGUGGUAAUUUUACUGGGGACGAGUUCAAUUCUUUUUCUUCCGUUAAUAUCGGUACGGGGUAAUCAGUUCUCGAGGGGAGUUCGACAUUUGAAUGAUUUCGGAAAAUAAGGCCGGGAACCGUCCGUGGAAACCGUGUAAAGUGGUUCACGGUUCUUAUCUAUGUUCCGAGGAACAUUGUAAUCGAUGCUUUUGGCAAGAAUCGCGGGAAUUGUUGUAACAUUUCAAAUCAACGCUGCCUAUAGAUUGAUGCGUUAUAUAAGAAAGAAUAGAUAUGUAAUGUCCGUAUAAUAUUAGACGAUCACACGUUCGAAUGAAGACAUUGUUUCCGUUCCUCGCUUCCGUCAUGCACGCAGAAACGCGGAGAAUUAAAUAAUUUAGAAUUCCGCACGAGUGCCCUGUUACAUGAUGGAAUAUUAUUAAUACUUCCUCCUACUGACGUUGAAAAUGUAUUGUCAUUCGGAUUUAAAUAAAACCGAACUAAAUUUAUAUACGACGAGAUUCUGGCUUAUAUCUCGGCACCGAAGAAGUUCGGAUAUUAUUGUUCCGGGAGUGUGAAUGGCGCGGAAGGAAACUCCUGUUUGAUUCCCUGUCGCUGGAGAAACAAUGGCGUAAGGCUAAAUUGGCCGCGUUCGAUUUGAAAAAUAAUGCGAACUCGGCGAACGCGGAUUCGAUGAAAUUCCCGGGCAAUCAUAGCUUCGAGCGAGAAAGAACGGCCGAGGAUGACGUAAGUUUAUUGAGCGAAAUGGUGUUUGGCACCGUGGCUAUGACCUACAGAGGAUCCUCGUUUAAGAUCCAUUCAAUGAAUUCACCAUCGUGCAUCAUGUGCACUAAAGUGUUCCCUGCUACAGAACACAACACAUGUAAGCCAAGCGAGAGAGUGUCCGACGAGGGGCUGGGUCGUUCCGUGAAUUUGGAUUCUAAUUCCAGCAUGAGAACACUCUUGUCACGACCAAGUUCCGGAAAUUUGUCAGGGCCUGACUUGAACACCGGUCCAAGAAAGAAUUCCACUUGCUCUAGCAACGGAAGUGGAUGGGAUAUAGAGAUAUCGCCUCCGAUGGGCAGUUCCCAGUCAUUGGAGAGCAGUGGUUCCUCAGGUAUCGGUAGCCUUUCGAGUUUACGCCGUAGAUGGCUGCGAGUAGUAUCUACGUCUCUUGCGCGGUCCGAGUCCGACGAUGCCUUUGGAAUGCAGUGGAAUGAGAAUGGGACGGAUAAUAGAGAUAGUCAUGGCAAACGUCAUAAAACAAGACUGGGCUUAACGAUGUUAGUACGACUAGCCGAAGGCCAUGAAAGAAGAGUAGAAGCUUGUCUUUUAGAACAUAUGGCUCUCUUGGAAGGGAUGUUAGACCGUUUACGGUACUUCUGCAUAGAGUCCGGUAACCUUAACGCUAAGUCUAAAGGGGCGCAGCUUCCUGAACGGCUUUACAGAUCUUCCUUUCAAUUUGUUAUUUCAUUGUUACGUUUACUUACCAAUGUUAACGCAAGGCUGAAUACGCGCUCGCCUUUACUGUGGCAUGAUGUACUACUUAACUCAGUGAGAAUAGAGCACAAAAUGAGCACGUUGGACUAUAGUCUGCAACAAAUGUGUCAGCUACUCGACGAACUUGACACGAAGUCAACCAACUUCUUCUUGAGUACCGUUGUGACUGCUGUUUUAACGUAUCACCUUGGUUGGAUAUACACUACACUGCCUGUUCGUGACCGGCAAUUGAUGGAAAAGAUGGGUACUUGGUUUCCCUGUAAUCCUUUAUGGGCUCAAUUAGGAGACUUGUAUGGUGCACUGGGUAAUCCCGUCAGGGUAGCGCACACAGUCAUCGCCGGUGAUUCCCAGAAAGUCGAGCAGAUCAACUCUGUGUUGUCGUUCUUGACAUACUUCAUCCGCAGCGGAAUCGUACAGAAGCGUCAAGAGUAUUUCUGCACCACCGAGGAAAACAUUCAAGAAGCUGCGAAUGUCCUGGAACAAGCGAAACUGAAGCGUCCGCAUUUAUUCAAUACAAAAGUAACAUGCAUCGAUCGCGAUGCUUCAGCAUCUAGUCGAACCUCGCUUGCGUCUUCUCGCAAGAAGAUCCAAACGCACGAACGCCCGUACGACGUGGACAACGACAAUGUCGCGACACAGCGCUCUUAUCCUCGGUGUACCAGGGAUGUGUUGAGAGCAGAAGGAUCCGUUAGUUCCCUGAAACGUAGCACAACAAGGGGAUCGAAUCUUGAUUCGUUCAUGCUGAAGCCAGCGGAAUUUGAAAGAGAAAUGAAGUGUCUACCGAAAGAAUUUCCCCGUAACGACGACGAAGAUCAGAAAUGCACCAACGACGAGAAGACCUGUGCGUCGAGCAAAGUUAAGAUAAUAGUGAGCGACAGCGCAUCGCAGGAUAUUGAUUUGACCAAGACUGACGACCAACAUUACCCGGAAUUCUCGUUGCGGAACUUCGAGAAGAAAUUAGAGGACGACGACAUAGAAGAACUGUUCACCAAUUUCAAGUUGAAUACGCUUCAAGAGCCGAACGAUACGGCAAUCGACACUCUGAAAUUGUAUUCCGGCAGACCAGAUUUCGAGUCCGGCCAAACCAUAGCCGAGAAAAUGAAGAAUUCUCAUGUCUACUUCAUGCUAGGCGACGAAGAAAAAACUGCGAAAACAUUGCCACGAUCGCGGUUCGGAUGUAAUUGCCAGUGUUCGAACAUGUUCACCAGAGUGCCGAGUACGUCUGCACAAUUGCCGGAAGGUGUGCUGAGGAAGAUUAUUCAGAGGAAUUUCCCGGAGUCCUCUAAAAGUAUACAAACGCCGGGUGCUACUUCCAGCAUGACCGCGAGAUUCUGUCAAAGAUGUAACGGACAAGGUUACAUACCUUCCCAAAAUUUUGAUAGCCGCAAACAAGUCUUAGAAACGCCGACCAACGCUACUGAGGUGUUGCGCACGUGUGGUAGCUCUGGGGGCGAUGGCAAUGUCGGAUUGUCAAGAUCAAAUAGUCUAGAAGCUUUGAUGGAAGCCAGUAGCGUCGUAGAAUUGCCCAUGCCACGGUCGAAAAGGAUGAAAAAGACUGAUCUACGGCAGAAUACUGGAUUCACAAACACACUUCUGCAGAACAGGAUAAAAACUGAAGAGUCGCACGUAACGAGUAACCCGGAAACAGGAUACACAUGGGGUUUAGUCUUGCAAGGUUUACCAAAAAAGAAGAGGAGGAGGAAAAAGAAAGUCGUGAAACAAAAGGGAAAUAGCUACGAAGUUGAGGCAGAGAAAGAAUGGUGGUACUACAUACGGGAAGAAUGCCUCGCCGGUGUUCGUUUUCCAACUAUCGAUCAGCCAAUUACUGAAUCGCUUUGUAUUUUAGCUGAUUUAGAUACUUGGCACGUUGGAAUCAUAUCCAACAACACACCAUCGCAUUCAGCACCCUUGCCAGUUGGGAUGUCGCGACUUGUCUCUAAUAUGCUGGAAGGUUUCUCUUACUUAUGGCGAAAGUAUCAUUCAACAUCACAUUGUAUAGGUAUUUUGGAAGCAAAACUGAGAGAAAUGUGGCUGAAGAGCGAAGCAUUGGCUGAAUUGUUACUGGCUACAGAACUUUGCGACGCCAGUGUUGCUAACCUAUCGAACGCUCUUGACCUCGACGCUGCAGAUAUACCCCUUUUACUCGCAGUUGCAACUUCUCAUUCACCAGAGAUAGCACAAAGAUUUGGCCUGACACUUGCUUGACUACGUAUCAUUGCUCUUAUCAUAAUUUUACUUCCUUAACGCAGACACCUGUUUUUGUCUCUCGCGCAACGAAAGCUAGAAAAUGUAUUUCAUUAUUUGUUUAUACAUAUGAUUGUAUACUAUUGUUCUGAUAGCUCUAAUAUACCAAUAAAUUUUCAUCCGUUCUUUAAAAUGAGCGACGCCACGGGGAUUUUAACUUAUUACAUGAUAGACGAAGGUUUUGCAUUUGCAUUUAAAUAUUACAACUUAUGUACAUAUUUUAUAAUGUUUACGUGCAACAAUUGAUACUUUUUUUCAUCAGCGUUCGACGCCAUUCGGAAAUUCUCGCUUUAAGGAACGAAUGAUGAGGUGAUCUUACGAAAAUGACGAUAAAAAGGUUUAUAAUGUAUAAAAAUGCGGCGGAUACAUUUUUUUUAUAGACUGCAAUCGCGCAGUCACGUAUUUAAAAUUUUUGAAAAGAAAAGAAAGAUGUAAGCAUAAUUUAACCACGUAGCAGUAUAUAGUUUUUUUUACAUGACAUACACGUAUUCGAUUUUACACACUCCGCAAGAGUGGAUAAUAAAGCGUAAAAUAAUUUUUAUACUUCAAUGUAUCUCAGUUUCUCGUUUCAGCAUUCUACUCUACCUUUUGCGAGUUCACGGUGACAAAGAAUCAAUAGUUUUCGAAGCUACAAACGAAUGACUCGAUACAAUGAUUAUAAGAAUAGAGCAUUUUUUAAUAAAUACUUUAUUGAUACUCUCAGAAAGUGUAGCCUUUAACAAUCGUA
This is a messenger RNA of Nomia melanderi (Alkali bee), 4673 nucleotides long. Its product is annotated as folliculin-interacting protein 2. Gene Ontology annotation, cellular component: cytoplasm. NCBI's taxonomy places the organism in Eukaryota, Metazoa, Arthropoda, Insecta, Hymenoptera, Halictidae. The record is from RefSeq and is a predicted model, not a curated record. Gene Ontology annotation, molecular function: protein-folding chaperone binding; ATPase inhibitor activity.